Molecule: messenger RNA, 1839 nt
Organism: Canis lupus familiaris (dog)
Lineage: Eukaryota; Metazoa; Chordata; Mammalia; Carnivora; Canidae
Gene: MEX3B
Product: mex-3 RNA binding family member B
Exons: 2
Coding region: 16-1761 (581 amino acids)
Molecular function (GO): RNA binding
Source: RefSeq, a predicted model, not a curated record
GCGCACGGCCGAGCGAUGCCCAGCUCCCUGUUUGCAGACCUGGAGCGCCACGGCAGCGGCGGCGGAGGGGGAGGCGGCGGCGGCGGCGGCGGCGGCGGCGGCGGCAGCGGCGGCGGCGGCGGCGGCGGCGAGACCCUGGAUGACCAAAGAGCCCUGCAGCUCGCGCUCGACCAGCUCUCCCUGCUGGGGCUGGACAGUGACGAGGGCGCCUCUCUGUACGACAGCGAGCCGCGCAAGAAGAGCGUGAACAUGACCGAGUGCGUACCGGUGCCCAGUUCCGAGCACGUCGCCGAGAUCGUGGGGCGCCAAGGUUGUAAAAUCAAAGCGCUGCGGGCGAAGACCAAUACUUACAUCAAGACCCCGGUUCGCGGGGAGGAGCCUGUCUUUGUUGUGACGGGCAGGAAGGAGGAUGUGGCCAUGGCUCGGAGAGAGAUCAUCUCUGCGGCGGAGCACUUCUCCAUGAUCCGCGCCUCGCGGAAUAAGAACACGGCGCUCAACGGCGCAGUGCCCGGGCCGCCCAACCUGCCGGGACAGACCACCAUCCAGGUGCGGGUGCCCUACCGCGUGGUGGGGCUCGUGGUGGGGCCCAAGGGCGCGACCAUCAAGCGCAUCCAACAACAGACGCACACGUACAUCGUGACGCCCAGCCGCGACAAGGAGCCGGUGUUCGAGGUGACCGGCAUGCCCGAGAACGUGGACCGGGCUCGCGAGGAAAUAGAGGCGCAUAUCGCCCUGCGCACCGGCGGCAUCAUUGAGCUCACAGACGAAAACGACUUUCACGCCAACGGCACGGACGUGGGCUUCGAUCUGCACCACGGGUCCGGCGGGUCCGGCCCCGGCAGCCUCUGGAGCAAGCCCACCCCCAGCAUCACGCCCACCCCCGGCCGCAAGCCUUUCUCCAGCUACCGCAACGACAGCUCCAGCUCGCUCGGCAGCGCCUCCACAGACUCUUACUUCGGCGGGGGGACCGGCGGCAGCGCAGCCGCCACCCCGCGCCUGGCGGACUACAGCCCCCCCAGCCCCGCGCUCAGCUUCGCGCACAACGGCAACAACAACAACAACGGCAACGGAUACACGUACGCGGCGGGGGAGGCCCCCGUGCCUUCCCCCGACGGCUGCCCGGAGCUGCAGCCCACCUUCGACCCGGCUCCCGCUCCCCCGCCCGGGGCGCCCCUGCUCUGGGCGCAGUUCGAGCGCUCCCCUGGCGGCGGCCCCGCGGCGCCCGCGUCCUCGUCCUGCUCUUCGUCCGCGUCUUCGUCCGCGUCGUCCUCCUCCGUGGUCUUCCCCGGGGGCGGCGCCGGCGCGCCCUCCAAUGCCAACCUGGGGCUGCUGGUGCACCGGCGGCUGCACCCGGGCGCCAGCUGCCCGCGCCUGUCCCCGCCCCUGCACAUGGCCCCGGGGGCGGGCGAGCACCACCUGGCCCGCCGCGUGCGCAGCGACCCGGGCGGCGGGGGCCUGACCUACGCCGCCUAUGCCAACGGGCUGGGGGCGCAGCUGCCCGGGCUGCAGCCGUCGGACACCUCGGGCUCCUCGUCGUCGUCCAGCUCCUCCUCCAGCUCCUCCUCCUCGUCGUCGGGGUUGCGGCGGAAGGGCAGCCGCGACUGCUCCGUGUGCUUCGAGAGCGAGGUGAUCGCCGCGCUGGUGCCCUGCGGCCACAACCUCUUCUGCAUGGAGUGCGCCAACCGCAUCUGCGAGAAGAGCGAGCCCGAGUGCCCCGUCUGCCACACCGCGGUCACUCAGGCCAUCCGCAUCUUUUCCUGAAGGCAGCGCGCGUGCGCGCACCCGGCGGGGGCAGGGGGCCCCUCCCCCGCGGCCUCGGCGUCCUCCCCCAGCCCCCCA